AUGAUCAUGCUCGCCAGCAGACAGACACUCCAGCUCGGCGCACGUACGGCUGCACGUGCACGCUUCAGUACCUCGAGACGAUGGCAGAGCAAACAGGGCGAUUCCUAUCCGGCCAAUCACACUGCGCCCAAUAAGGAUGGUCAUGUUGUCGAGAAGGCCAAGAGCGGCAUGUCUCCCAAGGACAUCCAGACGGAAUCUGCUACCAAGGGACUCAACGAGGGUACAAAGACGGUUGAGGGUGCGAGUGAGCUCUACAAGAAGAACACGGGCAACCAGAGCAUGAAGGACUUUCAACCCGGUCAGAUGGGCGAGCAAACAGGUGGUACGAUGCAUCGCGGUGCGAAUGGCGCGUCGGCCGGUUCGAUGGGAGGAACGUCGAAAGCCUACUCGACCCAAGCUCGACGGAGAUUUACAACUUCAGUCGCACUGCUGGCCGAUGCAGCCAAAGAGAAGCCAACGACGCCCCAUCCCCCUGCUACGAGCCAUGUGACAGCCUCGACAGCCUCGCCAGAGGCAGACAAGACCUAUGUCAAAGGUCAGCCCGAGCCAGACUCUUACCAGCGCGAGUACGAAACCGUGACCGAGGGACAGCCUUCGAGUGAGAUCGAUCCUUCUGCGCUCUCCCGUAGAGGCGAGCUGGGCAAGAAGCCCAGCUUGGACACCAAUCCGAGUGGCGUCGGGAGCAGUAAUGAGAUACACGAGAGUGCGAAGCAGGCAGUCGAUAUGAUGAGCAAGAAAGGUACCACAAAGGCCAAGAAGAGCGCCGCCGUCAAAGAUAGACAGAUUCCUCCUGAUUUCCGCACAGAGGACGCGAGCGAACUUAAGUUUCGCCCGCCGAGAAAGAGCGACAAAGCAUAA
Mixia osmundae IAM 14324 is the source of this 858-nucleotide messenger RNA. RefSeq lists its product as uncharacterized. The coding region runs from base 1 to 858 and encodes 285 amino acids. The transcript is spliced from 3 exons. NCBI's taxonomy places the organism in Eukaryota, Fungi, Basidiomycota, Mixiomycetes, Mixiales, Mixiaceae. The record is from RefSeq and is a predicted model, not a curated record.